Trematosphaeria pertusa is the source of this 791-nucleotide messenger RNA. RefSeq lists its product as uncharacterized. Lineage: Eukaryota; Fungi; Ascomycota; Dothideomycetes; Pleosporales; Trematosphaeriaceae. The record is from RefSeq and is a predicted model, not a curated record. The coding region runs from base 94 to 522 and encodes 142 amino acids. The transcript has a single exon.
GAUGACUCCCCUCGAUAUUGGCCGUGGUAUUUCUGGGACGCUUGGGACCUCAGCCUCCACGCGGCCUGGCCUGCCUCUGACUCCCCGUCGAGGAUGCUCGCUGGAGAAGACUCGCGGGCCCCGUUGACGCCUGACCGCGGCUGCGCUGCGAACGGGCGGGCAGCCUCGCGCUCGCUGGCCGUCGCAGUCCUGUGUACUGUAUUUUGUUCUGUUUGGAUGGGUAAUUAUUGGAAACAUAUCCGUCCUUUUUAUAUACCCCCAACCCUGGCCCGCUGCUCAGCGUGGAAGGUGCGAUCCCGCUCGCGAGGCACUGUGGUAAGCACACUCCCCAUUAUUGUGCACCGUCCCCCUUUACCGUGCCACCCACCAGCUCCACAGCACACAGUAUCGCCGUUUCGUCCGUCUCUGCUCCGUUUCCGGCCAGCCAUGCCGACAGCGUGUCUCCCUGUGUCCGCUCCGCCCCUCAUGGAGAUCCGUCCAGCGUCAGGCAAGACUGGCGGUUCGUCAAUGCAGGCAGAUUGAGCGAGUGCAGCCGGCGACCCACUUGCAUCCUCAGCAGUGCGCUCUCUGGCCCCGGCUGGAUCCUCCCACAUGGGCGUCGCACACACGGGACGGCGCUGAGGGGCCUCGCGGCGACCAAUUCGGCUGCCGAGGGAGAAUGCCAAAAUCCAACUGGCCUGCAGCGCGCUAUGUACCGUCGCCUUCAGCUUCGGCGACCCUUCCUCUGGUCCUCUCGCCUCGCCCUAGCUCGGGGGCUACGAUGAGGCCGGCGUCGCGGAACGGCUGGCUCU